Diceros bicornis minor is the source of this 956-nucleotide messenger RNA. It is a transcript of the gene GNG2, whose product is annotated as G protein subunit gamma 2. Gene Ontology annotation, cellular component: heterotrimeric G-protein complex. Gene Ontology annotation, biological process: G protein-coupled receptor signaling pathway. The coding region runs from base 401 to 616 and encodes 71 amino acids. The transcript has 5 exons. Gene Ontology annotation, molecular function: G-protein beta-subunit binding. Lineage: Eukaryota; Metazoa; Chordata; Mammalia; Perissodactyla; Rhinocerotidae. The record is from RefSeq and is a predicted model, not a curated record.
CUGGCCGUCGCCUGUGGGUUUCGGGGCGGAUUUCCGAGGGGAGACGGGGGCGCCGCUUCAGGAUCGGGGGCAUGAUGGGGAUGGCUUCUUCCAGGAGGGCUUGCUAGGACGGCUGCGUUUGUGACACAGCUGCUUUAAGAAAACCGUCAUGAGCACUCGGCUCUGGUGACUCGUCAGGGAAGCGCACGGCGUCCAGAUCUUCCAGAGAGCCUCAGGCUUUGGGAACUGAGAAGAGCCCCCAGCUCCGUGACCCUGCACCCUGAGAUGGGGGGACUCUGCCCCCGCAGACUCGUGCGGCCAGGACCACUGCACCGUCCCCUGCCUUCUCCGCCUUCCGCCAGGUCCUGGACAUCGUCAACCCUGCCUUCCAGUGCGUCUGAACAACCCACCCAGCGCCCCCAUGGCCAGCAACAACACCGCCAGCAUCGCACAAGCCAGGAAGCUGGUGGAGCAGCUGAAGAUGGAGGCCAACAUCGACAGGAUAAAGGUGUCGAAGGCUGCUGCAGACUUGAUGGCCUACUGUGAAGCGCAUGCCAAGGAAGACCCCCUCCUGACCCCCGUUCCGGCCUCAGAGAACCCUUUUAGGGAGAAGAAGUUUUUCUGCGCUAUCCUUUAAAUCUUCAAGUGGAGCCUGAAGAGCCUCAGGGCUCCUGGGACCCUGAUGUAGAGUUUUUAGCGAAGUGGGCGCCUUUCUGGUCCCCGGCAUUUAAGGAGAGGGAGGAGAACCAUCCUGGAAACUCCAGGCCAUGCAUGUUUAAGAACUGGUCCCCUUUAUGAGAAUGAAAGCUGCUCCGCAUCCUGAGUUAAGAGAUCUGAUAUCUGCAGAACUGCCUGGAGGAGGGAACCUGUGAAGAUAAAAUCGGUGUCCUUUCUUUCCUGCUAUCCCUCCCAAAACCUUAUGUUUCUGCUUCAUAUUUAAAAAAUUAAAAUUAAAGCACACAGCUGUGCUGAGCUCA